AAAAGAGGAGUAAAAAAACACUAGAGACGUUUCAAGAUCCUAUAAAAUAGUCUCUCUCUACCAUUACUACAUGUGCUCUGCCGCUUUUAAAUCUCUCAUCUUCUUCCUCGUGUCACUCUUUCUCUCACACUCUGCAAAACAUUUUCUUGUCUCUCUGCCCAAAUUUUUAUUUUCCAGGAAUAUUUCCUAGAAAAACCCAAGCAAAGCUAUUAAUCCCUUCCUCCCCCAAAAGUAGCAUCUUCCUCUUUUUUUUUUUCUCCUUUCAUCUCCUUAUCUCUCUCUAGUUUGUGAACGAUUCCUUAAGAAUAUAACUAAAAGCUCUUUUCCCCUUUCUUCAACUUUCCGGGAAAAUCUUCACGCAGCAAGGUUUCUCCUCUCUCGCAGUGUUUUUCGUGCCUUUUAGUUCUUUCUAUAAAAAAAAAAUUCGCGUCCUUUGAGAAAACUUUUUUUUCCAGUAUCACUCUUGCUGUUCAAGUUUCUUCUUUUAAAAAAUUUAUCUUUAUUCUUUGUCUUCUUUCCUUUUGUUUUCUUCUUUUUGCUUUCCCCAAUCUCUAUGUUAUAAACACACAGAGAGAAACAGUCACAGUCUUGAGUUAAAAAAAAAACAGAGAGAAAAAAAAUGGAAGCGGAGAAGAAAAUGGUUCUACCGAGAAUCAAAUUCACAGAGCACAAAACCAACACGACGACAAUCGUACCGGAUUUAACCAACAAUCACCAAACCAGGGUUCUUCGUAUCUCAGUCACUGACCCAGACGCUACUGAUUCCUCAAGCGACGACGAAGAAGAAGAACAUCAGCGGUUCGUCUCUAAACGCCGUCGUAUCAAGAAGUUCGUCAACGAGGUCGCUCUCGAUGCUGGUGGUGUUACUGGUAGUUGUAGUCAAAUGGAAUCAGAGAAGAGACAGAAGAGAGCUGUGAAAUCGGAGACUGCUGUUUCUCCGGUGGUUUCAGCGACGACGACGACGACGACGACGGAGAAGAAAUUCCGAGGAGUGAGACAGCGUCCAUGGGGAAAAUGGGCGGCGGAGAUAAGAGAUCCGUUGAAACGUGUACGGCUCUGGUUAGGUACUUACAACACAGCGGAAGAAGCUGCUAUGGUUUACGAUAACGCUGCGAUUCAGCUUCGUGGUCCUGACGCUCUCACUAAUUUCUCAGUUAGUCCGACGACGACUGAGAAAAAACCCCCACCACCUUCUCCGGUGAAGAAGAAGAAAACGAGCAAAGUCAAAAAAUCUGUUACUGCUUCUUCCUCCAUCAGCAGAAGCAGUAGCAACGACUGUCUCUGCUCUCCGGUGUCUGUUCUCCGAUCUCCUUUCGCCGUCGACGAGUUCUCCGGCAUUUCUUCACCACCACCGGCGGCGGUUGUAGUCAAGGAAGAGCCAUCGAUGACGACUGUCUCAGAGACUUUCUCAGAUUUCUCGGCGCCGUUGUUCUCAGAUGAUGACGUGUUCGAUUUCCGGAGCUCAGUGGUUCCCGACUAUCUCGGCGGCGAUUUAUUUGGGGAAGAUCUAUUCACGGCCGAUAUUUGUACGGAUAUGAACUUCGGAUUCGAUUUCGGAUCCGGAUUAUCCAGCUGGCACUUGGAGGACCAUUUUCAAGAUAUUGGGGAUCUAUUCGGGUCGGAUCCUCUUUUAGCUGUUUAAUAAUAUUUUAAAUAAAUAAAUAGUAUUACCGGCCGUUACUAAACGGAACCGGAGAAAGUUUUGUAUACCGGUGAAAUAUAAUCUCGGUUAUGUUCUUUUAAUCUUGUUUUUUUUUUUUAGUAAUUUUGUUAUAUAAAUCAAAUGUAGUUAAUGAUGGUGAUAUUAAUUAAUUAUUAUUAAGGUUUAAGUUUUUUAAAAAAAGUUCCGUCUGUUAACAGUAAUGGGAGGUCGAGUUUUCUUUUUUGCUUC
Arabidopsis lyrata subsp. lyrata is the source of this 1891-nucleotide messenger RNA. RefSeq names its product ethylene-responsive transcription factor CRF2. The transcript has a single exon. Gene Ontology annotation, biological process: regulation of DNA-templated transcription. Gene Ontology annotation, molecular function: DNA binding; DNA-binding transcription factor activity. The record is from RefSeq and is a predicted model, not a curated record. NCBI's taxonomy places the organism in Eukaryota, Viridiplantae, Streptophyta, Magnoliopsida, Brassicales, Brassicaceae. The coding region runs from base 620 to 1642 and encodes 340 amino acids.